AUGUUCCGAAAGGCCCGGCGGGUGAACGUGCGCAAGCGGAAUGACUCGGAGGAGGAGGAGCGAGAGCGCGAUGAGGAGCAGGAGCCCCCGCCGUUGCUGCCGCCGCCGCCUGGCACCGGCGAGGAGCCUGGCCCCGGCCCGGGCCCCGGCGGCGGCGGAGGCGACAGGGCCCCCGCGGGCGAGUCCCUGCUAGGCCCGGGGCCGCCGCCGCCGCCGCCGGCCGCGCUGACCUCGGGGACGGAGGCCGGGGGCUGCCUCCCCGGCGGCGCGGAGCCCGGCAACGGGCUGAAGCCGCGCAAGAGGCCGCGCGAGAACAAAGAGGUGCCCCGGGCCAGCCUGCUCAGCUUCCAGGACGAGGACGAAGAAACUGAAGAAGUUUUCAAAGUGAAGAAAUCAAGUUACAGCAAAAAGAUAGUAAAAUUGCUUAAGAAAGAAUAUAAAGAAGAUCUUGAAAAAUCUAAGAUUAAGACAGAACUCAACUCAUCUGCCGACAACGAACCACCUUUGGACAAAGCAGGUCAUGUUAAGGACGCCAGUCUAGAAGAUGGAGUUAUCAUCAGUGAACACGGGGAAGAUGAAAUGGAUAUGGAAAGUGAAAAGGAGGAAGAAAAGCCAAAGGCUGGUGGAGCCUUUUCAAAUGCUUUAUCUUCUUUAAAUGUUCUCCGUCCAGGAGAAAUUCCAGAUGCAGCUUUUAUACAUGCUGCAAGGAAAAAACGUCAGAUGGCCCGGGAAUUGGGAGAUUUCACUCCUCAUGAUAGUGAGCCUGGGAAAGGCCGUCUUGUUAGAGAAGAUGAGAACGAUGCCAGUGAUGAUGAAGAUGAUGAUGAGAAACGCCGCAUAGUUUUUUCUGUGAAAGAAAAGUCACAGAGACAGAAAAUUGCAGAGGAAAUAGGUAUCGAGGGGAGUGACGAUGACGCUCUAGUAACUGGGGAGCAGGAUGAAGAGCUCAGCCGAUGGGAGCAGGAGCAGAUAAGGAAAGGAAUCAAUAUCCCGCAGGUUCAAGCAAGUCAGCCCACGGAAGUGAACAUGUACUACCAGAACACCUACCAGACAAUGCCUUAUGGUUCAUCCUAUGGCAUUCCAUAUAGUUAUUCAGCCUAUGGAUCAUCUGAUGCCAAAUCUCAAAAAACAGAUAAUACAGUCCCUUUCAAAACUCCCAGUAAUGAGAUGACUCCCGUUACUAUUGAUUUGGUAAAGAAACAGCUUAAAGACAGGUUGGACUCCAUGAAAGAGCUGCACAAAGCAAACCGACAGCAGCACGAGAAACACCUGCAGAGCCGAGCGGACUCCACCAGGGCCAUUGAGAGACUAGAAGGGUCUUCUGGGGGUAUUGGUGAACGGUAUAGAUUUUUGCAAGAAAUGCGAGGGUAUGUCCAAGACUUGCUUGAGUGUUUCAGUGAAAAGGUGCCACUGAUUAAUGAACUUGAAUCAGCAAUACAUCAGCUGUACAAACAGCGAGCUUCCCGCCUUGUCCAAAGACGACAAGAUGAUAUUAAAGAUGAAUCUUCGGAGUUUUCAAGCCAUUCAAAUAAAGCUCUGAUGGCACCAAAUCUUGACUCCUUUGGACGAGAUCGGGCACUGUAUCAAGAGCAUGCCAAACGUCGGAUUGCAGAACGGGAGGCCAGGAGGACUCGUCGUAGACAAGCCAGAGAGCAGACUGGUAAGAUGGCAGAUCACCUUGAAGGCCUUUCCAGUGAUGAUGAAGAAACUUCUACAGAUAUCACAAAUUUCAAUCUGGAAAAAGAUCGCAUUUCAAAAGAGUCCAGCAAAGUUUUUGAAGAUGUCCUUGAAAGUUUCUAUUCAAUCGAUUGUAUUAAAUCCCAGUUUGAAGCCUGGCGUUCAAAAUACUACACAUCCUAUAAGCAUGCCUACAUCGGCCUUUGUUUGCCAAAGCUGCUCAACCCCCUUAUAAGGCUGCAGCUUCUCACUUGGACUCCGCUUGAGGCAAAAUGUCGUGACUUUGAGAACAUGCUGUGGUUUGAAUCUUUGCUGUUUUAUGGUUGUGAAGAGCGAGAGCAAGAAAAGGACGAUGUCGAUGUUGCACUGUUGCCUACCAUUGUGGAAAAGGUGAUUCUUCCUAAACUAACAGUGAUUGCUGAAAAUAUGUGGGACCCCUUUUCUACAACACAGACUUCAAGAAUGGUUGGAAUUACUCUAAAAUUAAUAAAUGGAUAUCCUUCAGUGGUGAAUGCAGAAAAUAAAAAUACACAGAUAUACCUAAAAGCACUUCUAUUGAGAAUGAGGAGAACUUUAGAUGAUGAUGUAUUCAUGCCCUUGUAUCCCAAAAAUGUCUUGGAAAAUAAAAAUUCUGGGCCUUACUUGUUUUUUCAACGACAGUUUUGGUCUUCAGUUAAGCUCUUAGGGAAUUUUCUUCAAUGGUACGGCAUUUUCUCAAACAAAACUCUUCAGGAAUUAUCAAUAGACGGUUUAUUAAAUAGAUACAUUCUCAUGGCUUUUCAGAAUUCAGAAUAUGGAGAUGACAGCAUCAAAAAAGCCCAAAAUGUAAUUAAUUGUUUCCCCAAGCAGUGGUUCGUAAAUCUGAAAGGAGAAAGAACUAUUUCUCAGUUAGAAAACUUCUGUCGAUACCUUGUACACUUAGCAGAUACAAUUUACAGAAACAGUAUUGGGUGCUCUGAUGUGGAAAAAAGAAAUGCAAGAGAAAACAUAAAACAGAUAGUAAAACUCCUUGCAAGUGUUCGAGCUCUGGAUCAUGCUAUGUCUGUUGCAAGUGACCACAAUGUGAAAGAAUUUAAGUCUUUGAUCGAAGGAAAAUAGAUCUAUGAGACUAAAAAAAGCCUAUUUGCUCUAAUACCAUUCCCAGUGUAAAAAUUUUGUAUAUAUGUAAAGUUUCUUAAACUGUAAAAUAUUGACUCAUUUUAAUACAAAGAAUGUUAUUA
Molecule: messenger RNA, 2897 nt
Organism: Budorcas taxicolor (takin)
Lineage: Eukaryota; Metazoa; Chordata; Mammalia; Artiodactyla; Bovidae
Gene: PAXBP1
Product: PAX3 and PAX7 binding protein 1
Exons: 18
Coding region: 1-2775 (924 amino acids)
Biological process (GO): mRNA splicing, via spliceosome; positive regulation of transcription by RNA polymerase II
Cellular component (GO): nucleus
Molecular function (GO): DNA binding
Source: RefSeq, a predicted model, not a curated record